Brassica oleracea var. oleracea is the source of this 1074-nucleotide messenger RNA. Its product is annotated as UPF0725 protein At5g63820-like. The transcript has 5 exons. Bases 90 to 1016 code for a protein of 308 amino acids. The record is from RefSeq and is a predicted model, not a curated record. Lineage: Eukaryota; Viridiplantae; Streptophyta; Magnoliopsida; Brassicales; Brassicaceae.
AGACAGAGCUAAGUUGUCGUAGGUCGUCUUCAACCGAGCUAUCUAAAAAUAUCUGAGAUUCGAAGGGCUUGGCCAGAGGUUUGAAGGGUAUGGCUCCGACAGCAUCAAGGGAUAAGCGGGCGCGAACGUGUGAAUCGUCCGAAGAACGGCUACCGGUACCAGAACGAGUACCUCGCUUGCUAGCGUUAAAACGUUGCGGAAGGGCCUAUGGAUUUGAUAUGGAUUUCAACAGCGAUCCGCCUUCAUUAAUUGAGCCCGAGUGGGGAGAGGAAUAUGAUAUCGGUCUCUAUGGUAGGAUUGGACUCCAAUGCCACAAUCUUCAAAAGGGAACAAACUUUAAGUUUAAACGCUGGGAAAAACAUAGUAUGCAGAUGACUGGAUCCAUGGACUUCUACGUAACUUUGGAGGCAAUGGAUCCGGCCAACGGCUCUGUCUUUUCUUUUCAAACGCUGUUACGCGACCAAGGACGUCGCAGUCCAUUGGGUGUCAGAUUUUCGUUGCUCAACAUAGUCUCCAGAAUCACUCCUAUUGGUAACGUCCCUGUGGAUCAUCACUGGGACAAGGACCCGCCUGCAAUACAUGACUUCUACAAAAGUCCACUGCCCAAAUGGUUUUCAGAUGAGGCCUUGGCUUGUGACAGUAAAAAGUAUUACGUGGUGCCAGAAUCAGAGCUGCAUGACAACGACUUGCUUCAACUUCUCAUGGAAGUCGCCUUCUUCUCCAAAGCAGAUCGUUGUUUGGAUGCUUACCUACCCUUGGAGCUCAACAGUGUUGUUGUGGAAACUUUUGAAGAUUACACAACAGAGGCCCGUGAGAAGCUCAAGGCAAACAAUGCAAUCUUCUACCUAAGUUACAAGUGUUGCACCGAUCCUUCUUCCGUGACUUUGUCUGGCUAUCCCCAUCUUUCAACGACCUUGGCUGGUGAUCACCAUGCUGUAGUAAGGAAGACCAUGGAUGGCAAACCAGAACACAUGAGACUUGAAGUUUCUCUAACCGAAAAACAAGAAAAAGAGUAGACAUGUGGAGCGAGCUCAGUUGUGUUUUUGCAAACUCUCUUUUGGUGCAUGUUUUAUU